AGAUACGAUCCUGAAAACUCGUUGACAAAGCUUCUGUACAGCGUCAUAUAACAGAUGCGCGUGUGUGAUGUGAAGAACUGAUUGGGAAUGGUCAAAGUGAUCGCAAAGCAAAUGACGGCCAUAGUGAAGAUAUCCCAUAAGAUACAAUGUAGAUAUACAAAAAUAAUGCGCAUGUGUGCGCGCGCGCCAGAAACGAACGAAAAGCGAGGCACGUGUGACCGGUAAUGAGAGUGUACGAGUUAAAGUAAACGGUUUGAUUGGUCGACGAAAACGUGUGUCCCUACGACUGUUUCGUGAUUUCGCCGUAACUGUGAGCGCGGUGUGCGCAGUGCGCUCCCCACCGCGUGCGCGCAGUGUGUAACCCCCGCGACCGCCAUCUUUGUCAAGUGGGUAACCUUUGUUGAUUUGUGUGAAAUGUGACGCCGUUGUUGCGAGAUAAUUAGUGAUCGUGAUUGAAUAUCCUGUGUACGAGUAUCUAGUGAUCUAUGUGGAUUUCACUGUGGAUUUAUACAUGGAAUUACUAGGAUCAGGAUCAGCAUAAGAAAUAUAAUGUGACCUUGGAAUGGAGAUGUAAAGCAACUCGUACGAAAUCCUGCAUGCUAAAGGCGCAGAAUGUGAGUGUCAUAAGCUCUGCUCGUAAAAAUUAACUCGUAGACAGUCGAGCAUUGUUCAUCGGGUGUGUAUAACCUGGCCUGGUACGUGAUUGUCGUCGCCGGUGUCGCCGCCGCCGCUUUCGUCGGCAGACGGCCGACGGAGACGAGAAAUGGACGAACCCGAGUCCGCUGACACGUGGUCGGCCUGGUUCCUGGACGCGAUCCGAAAAAUACGCAGCCAGAAACAGAGGCCGAGUGUCGAGCGGAUAUGUCACGCGAUUCGACAACACCAUAAUUAUCACGAGGAGGAAAUCGCUGAACACCUGGAAGUUGCUGUAAAACGUGGCGAUGUGCUCAAGAUCUUUAAUAAAGGACAAUCCUCGUACAAAGAUCCUGGUGGAUUGCAGUCGAAACCGCUCAAGGUUGGCAAGGCCUCCGAUCUUAGUAAAGUACUGGGUAAGGCUGUUAGAGAAUUGGGAGAAAGGGAGGGAUCAACCCUGAAGAACAUCGAAAAAUAUAUCAGACAAAGUCAUACAGUUGAGGAAGAAGCGGAAGGUGAUUUGAGAACAGCGCUUAGACUAUCUGCUAAAAGAGCAGUCGAUCGAGGACUUGUGAUUCAGGAUGGUAGACUUUUUCGGCAACCGGAUAGGCCACCUUAUCUUAAGAAACAUGGAGAAAACGCUCAUAUUGUGCCACCGGAGCCCCCUGUACAUAAGUUACCAGCUCCAUUACCGAUAUGCAAAGAAUGUCUUGGCGCGACGAUAGCCGGAAAUAAUAAUAAUACAAAACGCAAUGUUUCCGAAAAACUGAGCAGAUGUAGUGUAUGCGGUGCAGCUUUACAUAAUUCUUGCGCACCACCUGAACUUUCGAACCUUGUUGAAAGGGGUAUAACGUGGUCUUGCGAUGAUUGCUCUCCAACGUGUGCCGGUUGCCAGUUAGAACGAGAAUCACAGAAUUAUCUAGUGAAAUGUUCCGGUUGCGUCAAAUGUUAUCAUCCUACUUGUCUAGAUCCAGCAAUUGAUAAAAAGAAUAAAAUACCCUGGAAAUGUCGACACUGUCAAACACCGCAUACACCGGUAUCAAAAGAUGAUAAUAAAAAGAAUAAAACACAACAGGACACGGCAAGUUCGCUCGAAGAGACACCGACCAAUGCAAGGAAGAGACUUAGCAAAUUACGCGAGAAUAGAAAAUCCACGAUAUCGAGAAAGAGCCUGGCGAUUUCAACUCCGGUGAAGAAAGCUGGCGCAGGAGUGGGACAGGUGGACAGCAGCUCGGACGGUAAUGCGGGUGUUGUCUCCCCUCGUCAACCACCUUUGAUUUCCUCUCCCUUACCACAACCCCCCACCCCACUCGCAGGCCAGGGUAGGCUACUUGAAGAAAAAAACGAUCGGAUUUCCAAAGAGAAGCAAAAAUUUUUUAGACUGAGUGCGUUUAACGCGGAGCACAAUAAAUUGAAGCGGGUGGGGGGCAGUGAAAAAUUAAAAUGUUCUCAGAACGUUAGUCCUAGGUUAACUCGGGGAAACGCGAACCAAAAACAGCCCAUAUCCAGUAAAAAGGUACUGCUAAUGUCUAGCAGUAGCAGCAGCAGCGACGCGACCGAUACUGAUUCUUCCGACGACACCAGUGAUUCGACCGACGAUGACGAUGAAGAAGAGGAGGGAGCAGUCAGGGAUGGGGUCAGGGAGGGGGGAGAAGAGGAAGAGGAGGUGGACGGUAAUAACUCUAGCGCAUCCAACGAUUCGUCCACCUCGGAAGAAGACAAUGACGACGACAACGAUGACAACGACGACGACGAUGACGAUGAAGACGACGACGAUGACGACGACGAUGACGACGAUGUCAAUAACGACAAUCGGAAAGAAUGUUCUGUCGUUAUUGGAGGUGGUAACGAUGGCGGUGACAGUACUAUUAUCAAUGCCUCUCCUAAACCGAGAGGUCCGUUUUCAUGUGAUUUAAACGAAGAUAAACCUUGGGGUUUUGCCGCGGCCGCAGCUAAACUCAACAUGGAAUCGCCAUUUUUUAGUAAUAUUACCAAUACUUUUGGUGCACCGUUACCUAAACUCGAUGUAACCAGUACAUCGACAUUCGGAUUACAUAUACAACCGGUUAUCAAUUCGUUUGAUGGAAAGAAAAAACAGAAAAGCAAUAGGAAUGGUAAUGCUAUAUCGGAGAGUUUUAAUAAUGUGGACAUAAACAAAAUUAAACCUGGCACUGGUCAAUUAAAAGGCCUAUUCGAUGGAUUAAGUCACUUUUUUUCAGUACCUACUAACAGUAGAGUAAGAUCCAGUGCUUUGACGCCUAAUUAUGCGCCUGAUAGAAGAAAGCGGCCUAAUUCGGAUGAUAGUGAUAACAAGACCAAUAAAGUUUUAAAAGGAGCGCAAAUUAAUAAGAAUGAUAAUCUAUCGUCUGAUUUAGGCAAAUUAAAAGAGAAAAAGAAGACAGAGAUAAGGAACGAUAUAACGAGAAUUCCUCGGCCUGGAAUAUUUACACCUUCUGAUGAAACAUUGUUUAGUUCUCUUAAUGAAAAAAUGCCAAAAAUGACGCCGUCGAAUUUAGUUAAAACCGCGGUUAAUAGUAAGAGACACGAACACGAGAGAAGAAAGCUAAUGAAAGAUGAUACGCCAUUAGUAAAGUGUGCAACUGCGACAGAUGCAUCUUUACCGUCAUUCCCAUCACCGUUAUUAUCAUCGUCAUCGUCCUCGUCCUCGUCGUCCUCGUCGUCGUCGUCAUCGUCGUCGUCAUCGUCGUCGUCAUCGUCGUCAUCGUCGACAUUUCCGUUACCAUUACCGUUACCAUUACCGUUAUCGUUAUCGUCACCCUUACCAUUAUCAUUACCGUUACCGUUACCAUCAUCAUUAUCAUCAUCAUCGUCGUCGUCAUCGUCGUCGUCAUCGUCGUCAUCUUCGUCGUCGUCAUCGUCGUCAUCGUCGUCGCCAUCAUCAUCGUCGUCGUCGUCGCCAUCAUCAUCGUCGUCAUCGUCAUUAUCAUCAUCAUCACCGCCAUCAGCAUUACCGUUAUCGUCGCUUUCGUCAUCGUCAUCGUCAAUAUCAUCGUCAUCAUCAUCAUUGCCAUCGAUGUCAGCUCUUAGGCCCGAUCAAUCUUCGCGAAAGAAAAAUAUUCUUGUGGAAGUGAAUCAAACACGCCACCCUGUGCCCGCUGUUUCGAGGUCCGGCCUGAGUUCUGAUUCCGUGAAAUCAAAUCCCAGCCUAAAGUCCAAUCCACGAGCCUGUACUAGCGCCACCACCACCAACACCACCACGACACCCCGCGCGACACCCUGCUCCACCAGGAAGGAGGAACCAAUUCUACCUCAAUCUCUACCGCCGGGUGUCACACAAAAGGAUGUUGAUCUGUUUAAAGAAGCCCGGGAUAGAGCAGCUCGAUUAACUACUGUGAACGAUACCGAGGAAACUGUGACAGUGAAUCCAGGAAACAAUACGAGCAAUACGGGAAAUACUGGGAAUGGCAUUAGGAAUCCCGCGGCCAUAGUUUUUGGUCGAUAUGAAGUAGAGACAUGGUAUUCCAGUCCAUUUCCUCAAGAAUACGCAAGAUUACCUAAAUUAUUCUUCUGUGAAUUCUGUUUAAAAUAUACAAAAAGUCGGGCCGUACUUGACAGGCAUAUGGAUAAAUGUCAAUGGAGGCAUCCACCGGCUACUGAAAUCUACAGAUGUGACGGAUUAUCUGUUUUUGAGAUCGAUGGAAAUGUGAACAAGAUAUAUUGUCAAAAUUUGUGUCUAUUAGCGAAAUUAUUCUUGGAUCAUAAGACGCUGUACUACGAUGUAGAACCAUUUUUAUUUUACGCAGUAACAAAAAACGAUAAAUAUGGUUGUCAUUUAGUUGGUUAUUUCAGCAAAGAGAAACAUUGUCCCGCGCAAAGAUACAACGUGUCAUGUAUCAUGACUUUACCGCAAUAUCAAAGACAAGGAUUCGGAAGGUUCUUGAUUGAAUUCAGUUAUCUACUGUCUAAAGUGGAAGGAAUCCCUGGGACGCCGGAGAAACCACUUUCCGAUCUUGGCCGAGUAUCGUAUCAUUCAUUUUGGAAAAGCGUGGUACUUGAAUAUCUCGAUGCUCAUAGAGAUUCAACGGAUAUUAAAUUAGGAGAUAUAACAAAGGAAACUGGUGUGUCAGCUCACGAUAUCGCAACUGCUAUGCAAUUGCUGGGAUUUGUUAGAUCGGUCCAUUUACCGGGAGAGGGAAAUUCUAAAGUAGCUGUGGUAGUCGAUUGGAAUAAAGUGGAUGCUCAUAUGGCGAAAGUACGAAAGAGUUCCCGUAUCAAAUUAGAUCCUGAUUGUCUUAGAUGGAUACCAUUGCUCACGCAAAUUCCUAAUCCAUAUCAAAGUCCGGAAGAAAGCGGUGAUACCAGUUCCGAAUCUUCUCCCGUCGUGGAACCGAAACACGUACCAACUAUAGUUGAAAAAAUUCAAAAGGUAAAGAUUAAAAAGAAACCGAGGAGUAGAAGAUUAGGACAGAGAAGAUCUUCGCCGUUGAAACAGAAAACGGGCCAGAAAUCUUCCACGCAAAGAGAUUCUUUUACCAAAGAUGCGAAAGAACCAAAAGAAAUAAAAGCAACAAAAGAAGCGAAGGAAGCAAAGGAAUCGAACGAAACGAAAGAAGCAAAUAAAGAUACGGAAAAAAGGAAUCGAAAUGUUGUUGUCGCCACUGCAUCGGUAGAAAAUAUUAAAGAACAGAUGGUAGUAGAAGCAAAAAAUGUUGCAUCAACAUCAUCGAGAAAUUCUCGAGCAAUGGCUGUUUCAAAGAAUACAAAUCUGAUAAAUUCGACAAAAGCAACAUCCUUAUCAGCAACAGGAUCAACAACGACAACGACAACGACAACAAUUACGACAACCACCACCACGACCACUACCACCACCACCACUACAGUAGUAACGAUGACUACAGCAACGACAACGAUGUCGAGACGGAGAAUCAGAACACCGAAGAUAUCUCGUUAUGACGGAGAAUCGGUAAUAACAUCGACAACGUCUAUGCGAAAACGAAAACAUUCCGAGAAACCAGAGAUCGAAGAAAAAGAAGAAAAGUCUGAAGGCAGCUGUAGAAAAAGAACACGGGAAUCUUUGCGAGAGAAAGAGAGAGAUAAGGAACGAGAAAAGGAAAAAGAGAAAACGAAAGAACGGGAUAAGCCAAAGGAUAAAGAUAGUUAUUCAAAAGAUAAAGAAAAGAACGAUAUAACUGAGAUGGAAAAAUUUUCUUCAAAAGCGAUGGAACCGAUAAUGUCAUCAGUAGUACAAAAACCGACGAAAAAGCAGUGCAAAGUCGAUGAUAUUUUAUUAAAAGUGACCAGUCGGCAAACUAAAUGCUUACAAACGAAACAAGCGAAAGAAAAGAAACAAAACAGUUCGGAACAGAAUCAGUGUAAUGGAAAAGACGACACAAAAGAUAUUUUGAAAACUUUGCCAGUAUCGAGACGGGGAAGGGCAAAAGUGGAGAAAGAAGCGUUAAAGAUGCCGCAAUUGAAACCGCAAACCCUUAUAAAAGAUCGAUCCGAAAAUCCUGUGAUACUUCCACCAUUGUUAUCUCCAUCAUCAUGUUCUGAAGAGAAGAACGAUUCUAUUUUAACGAGCAAGAGACAACAAUCGUCUCCCGCCUUGAAACAAUUAUCGAUAGUCUCUACGGAAAAAGAAAUUGAUAAUACAACGGAAAAAUUAGUUAAUAGCAAUAAUAGUACACUGGAAAAUGUCGAUGGUGGUAAUACUGAUGUCUCAAAGAACGCUUCAGCCAUUCUUCCGGAAACAGAAGUAACAAUAUCUGCUAGUCCAGGAGAAUACGAAGGAGGAGACGAAGAUGAAGGCGAAGAAGAAGUACCUGCACUUAAAUCGAAAUCCGUAACUCGCAUGAAAAAUGAUUCAAACGAACGAACUGAAAAUACAAAAGAUAAUGAACAAGAAAAGAAACUCGAGAAUGUUGAUAUCAUUCUCUCUUUACAAAAACCGAAAUCGGAAUCAGAAUUAUGUGUCAUAGAAGAAGAGAUACAGAGGGAAGGUGAGGGUGAAAACGGUGCGAAUAAAGAUGAUGAUGAGGGUGAAGGUGGAGCUGAAGGUGAAGAUGAAGGCGAAAAUGAGAAUGAGAAUGAAAAUGAAAAUGAAAAUGAAAAUGAAAAUGAAAAUGAGAAUCAGAAUGAAAAUGAAAAUGAAAAUGAAAAUGAAAACGAAAAUGAAAAUGAAAAUGAAAAUGAAAAUGAAAAUGAAAAUGAAAACGAAAACGAAAAUGAAGAAAACGAAAACGCAAACGAAAAUGAAAAUGAAAACGAAAACGAAAAUGAAAAAGAAAACGAAAACGAAAACGAAAAUGAAAACGAAAACGAAAAUGAAAAUGAAAAUGAAAAUGAAAAUGAAAAUGAAAACGGAAACGGAAACGGAAACGGAAACGGAAACGGAAACGGAAACGGAAACAGAAACGGAAACGAAAGCGAAAACGAACGUGAAGGAGCACAGGCAAAGAAAGGGAAAGAAAAACAAAAUGAAGUUACGAAAGGAGAAUUUGAUAAAAAUUUAGAGAAAUCUGAAAAAGCAAUGUGUAAUUCAGAAACAUCUAAAUUGGUACCUGACCUCUCUUCGCCUAAAGAAGAAGAAAUUGAAAAAUUUAAAACUGUUGGUCAAGAUGUAAAUAGUUAUAGACAAGUUGAUGGAAUUUCCGAAAGAUUAAUGUUAAAAAAUUCGAAAGAAGAGUUGACGAGACCAAAGAUAGAAACAUGUUGUGCAACAUCUAUGGAUAAUAGAAAAGAAUCAUCUUCUGUGAUUUCUAAUAUAGCAUCACCCGAAACAGGACCACUUACUCCGCAAGAAAAAGUUUUGCCCGUUAUCGAACAACAAGAAACUACUGUUCAUCUUCAAACACACUCCGAAGAAUUGAAACAAAAUUCACCCGAAAGUGGUAAAACCACGCCACAUUUGGAUAAUCCUGGUUCGGUAAAACGAACGCCUCCUUCGCAACCAGAUUUACCAUCUAUGGGAGUUUACACACCUGAUUCAACAACUAAUUCAGUUCAUUCGUUGCAUUACGGUCAUUGCGAUUUAGACGUGAGUCAAUUAGGACUAGAGUCUCCUACAUCGAUCGCAAGUGAUCUUGCGUCGCAAAAUAGCGUGGAAAGGCCACCUAGUGCAUUACCCUCGAUGCCAGCAUCGGUUACGGUUCCAAUUUCAGUACCUAUGCAAAUAACUCCGGUUACGUCCGCUGGUGUAAAUAUAUCGCCGCAAGUACAAUAUACUGAUUGUUCGAUGCCUCAACAUACUCCACCAACGCACGUUAAUAUCCAUCCGAUGCAUCAGCCUCAUACACCUCAACCUCUUCAGCAGCCGCGGACUCCGCAAUCUCACACGCCUCAAAGUAUACAAACGCAAAGUCCACAACCUAUUCCGCAAAGUCAUACACCGCAACCGUUACCUCAAUCUCAUACUCCGCAACCUCUUUCGCAAUCUCAUACACCGCAGAGUAUACCGACCCAAAGUCCUCAACCGAUGCGACAAAGUCAUACACCGCAACCUUUGCCACCGUCUCACACACCGCAACCGAUGCAAUUAUCUUUGACUCAACAAACGCAAAAUCAAAGUAUGGCGCAUGGUCAAAAUCAGCAACAAUCUCAAGGACAACAACAAUCUGCACAUCAACAACAACAACAACAACAACAGCAAUCGCAAACGCAAUCUCAUAGUAAUAAAAGGGCUAGUGGUUCACAAACGACUCAUAGAUCUAGAUCAACACAGCAAAGCCGAUCCCAUCGAACGACACCUCCUACGUCUCAUGCUCAAGUUUCUUCGCAAGGUCACACCACUUCUCACACGAGUCAUACAACCUCCCACACGAGCCAUACGACGGUUGCACAUACGACGCAUGUACCUCCACAAUAUCAACAAUCCUCGUCAAUGAGUGUACCACCUGUUCCUCAUCCGCAUCCUCAUUCUCACACGCAUGCUGCUCAUUCACACAAUAUGGCUGUUAUUUCUCAAGGGAAUUAUAUGGCUGUUGCUUCUCAAACUUUUCCAACGCAAAAUACAUAUGUGAUUCAACAUCGAAGUAGCAGAUCUGGUGCACCGACACCGUGUACUACAGCGACAAAUUUUUAUAUUCAAACAAGCGCGAUGCCACCGCAUUCGCAUACACCAGCACCUUCUCUCUCAGCUUCUGGAAAUCAUCAAACGACAAAUUCGUGCAGUUUAGCAAAAUUACAACAAUUGACUAAUGGAUUAGAAAUGAUUCCUCCUACGCCUCCUCCAGCGAUGAAUUUAACGCCACCACCUCCUAUACCGCAUACUAUGACACCACCGCAAACGUCGAGACAAUUACCGACACCGCCUCAAGUACCUCUUGGUUAUGCAAAAAAUUAUUAUAAUGUCAACACAGUACCACCUACUACUCCAGGACCACCCAGUAGAUCAACCUCAAGAUCAUCAGCAAAUGCAAAUAUGGCGUCUCUUGCACAACCAUACCCAAGCGAGAGCUUAUAUCGUCAAACUCUCGAUCCUGGAAGUACCUGUCCUCAAAUGCAGAGCGCCGCUAGUAGAGUUAGUCCUAACGUGGCAUUGAAUACAAAUCUAAUGGCCCAAUAUGGUUAUCGAGUAGCACAACCUGCUACCGGUUACAUGAAUCAAGCGGCUCAACUUGGUGGUUUCAUGAAUCAAGCCAGUCAAUUGCCUGUUGGAGUCGUUAAUGUACCUGCACCGUACCCUCAAGAUCCGCAUCAACAAAAUCCAGCAGCAGUAUAUACAACGUAUCACGGUUACAUAAAUGGAGGUCUCAUGCAACCUCUGAAUAGUUCGAUGAGGCCACGUUAGCCCCAAACAUCUAAGCGCACAUUCUCUUACUUGCAAUAACGACAUUUCGAUUAAAGAGAAGAUUUUCACAUAUUGCGGUUCAUCAAUUUACAAUGAUUGUUUCAUCUUGGCGAUUAAUGCUCUCUUCUAUACGAACUCUGGUAAAUGUUAUCUACUAGAAAAAUAUUCUUUAUUUUCUUGCAUUUCGCUUCCAUUUUUAUUAUUUGAAAUGAUUUUAAUUCUAAUAAGUAGAUUUUUUUUAUCUUUUCUCUUCGAUUAUUUAAUUUUUUGAAAUUA
Messenger RNA from Apis laboriosa (Himalayan honeybee), 9658 nucleotides. RefSeq names its product histone acetyltransferase KAT6B-like (gene enok). The record is from RefSeq and is a predicted model, not a curated record. Gene Ontology annotation, molecular function: histone acetyltransferase activity; DNA binding. Lineage: Eukaryota; Metazoa; Arthropoda; Insecta; Hymenoptera; Apidae. Gene Ontology annotation, biological process: nucleosome assembly; regulation of DNA-templated transcription. The coding region runs from base 764 to 9382 and encodes 2872 amino acids. The transcript is spliced from 7 exons. Gene Ontology annotation, cellular component: nucleosome; MOZ/MORF histone acetyltransferase complex.